This is a messenger RNA of Gastrolobium bilobum, 3572 nucleotides long. Its product is annotated as protein unc-13 homolog. NCBI's taxonomy places the organism in Eukaryota, Viridiplantae, Streptophyta, Magnoliopsida, Fabales, Fabaceae. The coding region runs from base 377 to 3280 and encodes 967 amino acids. The transcript has 5 exons. The record is from RefSeq and is a predicted model, not a curated record.
CAAACCCUCUCUCUCUCUAUACAACAAAAAAACGCUCUCUGCACUGUGACUCUCUUUCACUCUGUGAGUUCCAAUUUUCAUUCUUUUUUAUUUUAUUUUUUAUUUUUUUUGGUUUCUCCUCUGCCCCACCACGCAGCUAUCUUGAAAGUCAAGUAAGAAUAAUCCAAAGACCAAUCUUCACAACAACACUUUUCUCUGAAACCCAAGCAGAGAGAGAGAGAGAGAGAGAGAGAGAGAGAAGAGAAAGCAAAUUCCCACUUUCACAAACGCAAAAAAGAUCAAAACUUGCCCCCACCCCACAUCGAAACCACUCAAAUUCCUUAUCUGGGUCAUCUUCAAUUCGGUUAAUCUUUGAGCUUUUUCCAUCGAGCAAGUAAUGUCCAUAAGCUUCAGGGACAGAGCAAUUGGAGGUUCCAAGAAGCACCAGCCACUGCAAAACGCCAUGCCCGUUCACCCAAUUGAGGACCUUCAUUCUCCGUUCGGAGACCCGGGUCCGAAUUUACCCGAAUCGGAGCUCCGAGAAACCGCCUACGAGAUCCUCGUCGGAGCAUGCCGGAGUUCAGGGCCGAAGCCGUUGACGUUCAUAUCACAGUCGGAGAGAGGGGAUCGGGAUCGGUCUCCGGCGCCGGCGGCGUCGUUGAACAGGUCGUUGACUUCGACGGCGGCGAGCAAGGUGAAGAAGGCUCUGGGGCUGAAAACGGCGUCGUUGAGGAAGAACAGUGGGAACAAGCGUGCGGUGACGACUGGGGAGUUGAUGAGAGUGCAGAUGAAGAUUUCUGAGCAGAGUGAUACAAGGAUUAGGAGAGCACUGCUGAGAAUAGCUGCUGGCCAGCUUGGAAGACGCAUGGAGUCGGUGGUUCUUCCUCUAGAGCUAAUACAACUGUUUAAGAGUUCAGAUUUUCCCAGUCAACAAGAGUAUGAGGCUUGGCUGAGGAGAAAUUUGAAGCUUCUUGAAGCAGGACUCCUCUUGUAUCCUCACCUUCCAUUAGAUAAGGCAGAUACUUCUGCACAACGCCUCCGGCGCAUAAUCCAUGGAGCCCUUGAGAAACCCAUGGAUCUUGGAAAAGGCAGUGAAUCAAUGCAGACCCUGCGGAGUGCUGUUAUGUCUCUUGCUUGCAGGUCAUCUGAUGGGUCUGUUCCUGAGACAUGCCACUGGGCUGAUGGGUUUCCACUGAACCUCUGGAUCUACCAAACUCUUUUAGAAGCUUGUUUUGAUAUUCAUGCAGAAAAUUCCGUGAUAGAAGAGGUUGAUGAUGUCUUAGAGCUCAUCAAGAAGACAUGGGUUAUGCUUGGAAUUAAUGAGAUGCUGCAUAAUAUUUGUUUCUCUUGGGUCUUAUUUCAAAGGUAUGUUGCCACUGGCCAAAUGGAAAAUGAUCUGCUGUUUGCAUCCAGUAAUCUACUAGCAGAAGUUGAGAAAGAUACCAAGACAAUGAAAGAUCCUUUUUACUCAAAAACUUUGAGCUCCACAUUGAGUUUGAUGUUAAGUUGGGCAGAGAAAAGGCUCCUUGCAUACCAUGAUACUUUCCAUAAUGAUAAUAUUGAAUCAAUGGAAAGCAUUGUUUCUCUAGCUGUAUUGUCAGCAAAGAUUUUGGCAGAGGAUAUCUCUCAUGAUAACAAUUGGAAGAGGAAAGAAACUGAUGUAGCUUGCACCAGAGUUGAAAAUUAUAUUAGAUCAUCAUUGCGUGCUGUUUUCGCUCAGAUAUUGGACAAACUGGACCCCAGUAAGCAUCCAUCUAGAAAACAGAAUAAAGCCUUUCCUGCUCUUUCUGUCCUUGCACGAGACAUUACCGAACUGGCUAUUAACGAGAAGGCAAUAUUUAGUUCCAAACUGAAGAGAUGGCAUCCUCUUGCUGCUGGUGUUGCGGUUGCUACCCUUCAUGUGUGUUAUGGAAAUGAGUUGAAGCAAUAUGUCAAAGGUGUUACUGAGUUGACACCCAAUGCUAUAGAAGUGUUGUUGGCUGCUGACAAACUGGAGAAAGAUCUGGUGCAGAUAGCAGUGGAAGAUUCUGUUGACAGUGAAGAUGGUGGAAAAUCCAUUAUAAGGGAGAUGCAACCUUACGAGGCUGAAGCAGUAAUUGCUAGUCUGGUUAAGUCAUGGAUGAAGAUCAGAGUCGAUAGACUAGGGGAAUGGAUUGACAGAAAACUGCAACAAGAGGUAUGGAAUCCAAAGGCAAAUAAAGAGGGCUAUGCUCCUUCUGCUGUUGAAGUUUUACGGUUCAUAGAUGACACUCUGGAAGCUUUCUUUUUGUUGCCUAUACCCAUGCAUGCUGUUUUGCUACCUGAAUUGAUGUCUGGUCUUGACAAAUCUCUCCAACAAUACAUUUUGAAAGCCAAAUCUGGCUGUGGGAACCGUAACUCUUUCAUCCCAACUAUGCCUGCAUUGACUAGGUGUUCAACAAGAGCAAAAUUUCAUGGUGUAUUCCGGAAAAAAGAAAAGUCACAAAUGACUCAGAGGAGGAAAGGCCAAGUUGGAACCACAAACGGAGACAACUCAUUUGAUAUACCCCAGAUGUGUGUUCGCGUCAACACCAUGCAGCGUAUUCGCAUGGAGUUAGGGGUUUUGGAAAAGAGGAUAGUUGCCAAUCUCAGCAGUUCUAAAUCCUCUAACGACGAUGAUAUAACAAAUGGGAUGAGCUUGAAGUUCAAGUUUUCUGCUGCUGCUGCAGUGGAAAGUAUCCAUCAACUAUGUGAGUGUAUAGCAUACAAAGUCGUUUUCCACAAUCUUUGUCAUGUUCUUUGGGAUGGUCUAUAUGUCGGAGAAGUUUCAGCCACAAGGAUUGAGCCUUUUCUACAAGAGCUUGAGCAAUACUUGGAGAUCAUAUCAUCAACAGUGCAUGAUAAAGUUAGAACACGUGUGAUUAUUGAACUAAUGCAAGCUUCUUUUGAUGGGUUCCUGUUGGUUUUGUUAGCUGGAGGUCCAUCACGUGCUUUCUCUUUGCAAGAUUCUGUAAUAAUAGAGGAAGAUUUGAAGUUUUUGACUGAUUUGUUCUGGUCCAAUGGAGAUGGAUUGCCAGCUGAAUUGAUAGAAAAACAUUCUACCACUGUAAGAGGUGUACUUCCCUUGUUUCAUGCGGAUACUGAGCACAUAAUUCAGCAAUUCAGUCAACUUACUAUGGAAAUGUAUGGUUCUUCAGCCAAAUCAAGGCUUCCGUUUCCUCCAACAGCAGAUCAAUGGAGCCCAAGAGAACCAAACACCCUUCUACGAGUUCUGUGUUAUAGGAAUGAUGAGGCAGCUGCUAAAUUCCUUAAGAAAAAUUACAACUUGCCUACGAAAGUCUAAAAAUUGAUGAGUAAUACCUCUCUCUCGUACGCCUUUUCAACCUAUAUAAAUUUUUUAGUAGCUUCAUUUUGUAUGUUUUGAAACUCUAACUUGCUGGUGUGUGUGAGGAUAUGAUUGAAGUAAAAGGUGGUAUGCAUAAUACUCUUACACGGUGAUUAACUUUAGGGAAUAUGGUACUUUGUCACCAAUAAUGUUCAAAACUAAACUUUGUACAAGGAGUUUUUCAUCAGCUUCCUAAUUUGUUCGUCUGUUUCCAGCUCCUGUCAAAAUGCAAUUACUGACCACAUGGGAA